This is a messenger RNA of Aspergillus niger, 852 nucleotides long. RefSeq lists its product as hypothetical. The coding region runs from base 1 to 852 and encodes 283 amino acids. The transcript has 8 exons. Lineage: Eukaryota; Fungi; Ascomycota; Eurotiomycetes; Eurotiales; Aspergillaceae. The record is from RefSeq and is a predicted model, not a curated record.
AUGGCAGACUAUCUCACCGUUCCCAUUCUUGAUGAACUCGUCCGACGUGUCGAAGAGGACUCAAGCAACGAGGACACCGUGGAAGCAAUGUCAUCGGCAUUCUAUCAUACUAUAUUCUUAUCGACAAGUGGUUCACAGUGGCACCCACGUCAACGGGCAGCAACUGCUCUACAGUCGGUCUACUUCUACGAGUAUCAUGGACUAUUAGCUAAAUAUGAGCGCCUCGUGGCUUGGGCACCAUCUGGUGCAAUCGCAGGAGCAGAAUGCUUUUCAUUGGAUGAGUACAAUCUGAGAGGCCCGAGGGGCAUUAUUCAACCCAUUCCCGGGGUUUUGUCUCCUAAGCCAUAUGCUAACCCCGAAAAAGCGCCAUCAAACCGGAUCGUGAAGUCGACAUUCCUAAGACAGGUCGCUUGGGUUCACCUUCGUGUUGAACGUGGUAAAAUCCACGUUGAAGAUACCAGCGCACGUCCUUGGGGCCCGGAGCAUGCGGUGGCCUGCUACAUCUGCAGCGCGAACAAAUGUAGCGGGGACUACUCUCACUUGGAAGUGCGUUCAGCAACGGGUAGUUCAUCACACCCACGUUCGCCAAUUGGGGUAUAUCUUGGCUUUGGAAAGUUCUGGGGUAACACCGCAUUCGGACAGGAGUUGACGCGUGUGCAAGUGCGUCCACAGUGCGUCGGUCCAGGUAACUUCCAUUCCUCUCUUGAGGUCAUGCGUUCUGGCCAACAGUUCGACGUGAGGAUCACACAGAGGGCACGGAAACCUGCAGACUGCUGGACCCCUGACAUGGCGGGUAUGGCGCCUCUGGUUUGUGGUCCGUUCAAGGUACUGUUGAGCCUUCCGAACGGCUGA